GAAACUUGGAUGUACCCACCAAUUCUAAUGUUCAGGCCUGACUUGGCCAAGGAAAUGCUCAAAUACCGGAUGCAGGGCAUAUCGGAAGCUCAACAGAGAGCGGCUCAAGAUGGAUAUGAAGGAGCCCGAUUCCCGUGGGAGAGUGCCUUCACUGGAGCAGAAGUUACACCCGAUAUAUGCCCACUUUGUCGAGAAAAUCAACAACACAUCACUGGUGACAUCGCCUUAGCCGCCCGACAAUUGAUCUCCAUGACUCUAGACAUUGAUUGGUUGACUGAAACUCCUUAUGGAGUGAAUAUCACCGAAAAUGGAGCUCAAUUCAUUCUGGAGAUGGCCAAGUUCUGGGCUUCAAGGCCGACUUACAACGAAACCAAAGGACAAUAUGAGAUCAAUGAGGUGAUGCCGCCGGAUGAGCACCAAGAGCACGCGCAUAAUUCAAUCUAUACUAAUUUGAUUGCUAAUUAUGCGGUGAAUACAGCCAGAUGGACUGAAUGCCUCAUUAGUGGUUCAGCUAUGGCUUCACAAUCCGUACCUGAUGUAUGGUUGGAGCGAAUGAAAAAUCUCGUGUUUCUGUUCAACAAAGACAAGCGGUACCAUGAAGAAUAUGAAGGGUUUGACAUGGAAUAUGAAAGUGGGACGUUGGAUCCCAGAGGAAUUAAGCAAGCCGAUGUGGUCCUUCUUGGGUUCCCGUUAAACUGGGACAUGCCUGAAGACGUCCGACGCAAUGAUUUGGAACUAUACGAACCCAUUACCAAUCCUGAUGGCCCAGCCAUGACAUGGGGAAUUUUUGCCACUAGUUGGCUUGAACUUGGAAAUGAAACUAAAGCUCAAAAUCUUUUUACGCGGAGCUAUGAUCCAUAUGUACGGGAACCUUUCAAGAUUUGGACUGAGGUGCAAUCAGGCGUUGGGGCCGUCAAUUUCAUCACGGGGGCCGGUGGAUUUUUACAAGCAUUGAUGUUUGGUUAUGGUGGUAUGCGGAUCAAACCCUAUAGUUUCGAGUUCUCAUCGACUUUUAUGCCGCAAGACGUCGAAACGCUCAAAUUUGUUGGUCUGGUUUACCUUGGUACCACAUUUGACCUAACAUUGGAGAAUGACAAUGUGGAUAUUCAAAUCAACAAAGCUGGCCAAGUUCCCCUUGAACUGACCUUUCAAGAUGGAUCCUCAGACAGCUUUUCAGGAACGACCUUCAAUUUCCCUCGGCAGGAUUUCAAAUUGGCCCCGCAGGAAAAGCCACUCUGUGACACGCCGAAAGAUGAAAUAAAUGUCAUUUAUGAUUGAGCUCGCUUGUACUUUUCCAGCGUGGAUUUUUUCUCAUUUCCGUUCUCACAUAGCAUUGUAUCCCAACCCUAGUUCGGGAUAUUGAGGGUCAUCUCCUCCCACUGCGCUGAGAGGAGACAAAUCCAGAGGAUACGAUUGGCCUAACCAAGAGGCAUGAAUGGUGUGGUCGUCGAUUUCGUUGUUCCCCAAUGGAUGGAUGAAAAUCGUCAGGUCGCCACGAUUUAAGAGUAUAAAACUCAGGAACUUGGCAUAGGAUUCCCGUGGCACCCAGGUCUGUUAUGAAGAGAGUGAGUGAUAUUUUUGAAGACACCACUUAGGAGUUGCAUGUGAGCCGGCCAUUUACCUCGAAACUUCCGCAAGAAUGUGGUCCAAUGGGUUGGACAUUGAAACCAGGUACUUCAUCUUCAUUGAUCGUGGGCAGGAUCUCAUUUGUGAUGCCAUCGCAAACCACGGUGAAGUUCCCAUUGUGCACUUCGUCAACAAUCUUCUCCUUCAAAGUCAGGGC
Molecule: messenger RNA, 1783 nt
Organism: Tigriopus californicus
Lineage: Eukaryota; Metazoa; Arthropoda; Copepoda; Harpacticoida; Harpacticidae
Product: protein-glucosylgalactosylhydroxylysine glucosidase-like
Biological process (GO): carbohydrate metabolic process
Molecular function (GO): catalytic activity
Source: RefSeq, a predicted model, not a curated record